Molecule: messenger RNA, 6093 nt
Organism: Stylonychia lemnae
Lineage: Eukaryota; Ciliophora; Spirotrichea; Sporadotrichida; Oxytrichidae
Source: the annotation of a GenBank genome assembly
AUGUCUAUACCUGCCAACGACGAUAUUUUAUUUUCCACGCCAGAUCCUUACUACCAGCCACUUGAUUUUGAAACUGCCUGUGAAUCAAGAAAGUCUUUAAUGAUUGAUCAGCAAAAAAUAAGUGAGUUUAGUAUCGCUAUGGAUGGUUAAAUCGACUCAAACUAAAAUGUGCUAUCAGAGAACAACCAUAGUUCUAAUGAUGAGAACAGAAUCUCGCAAAUUUCCAGUUCUGAUUAGUAAACUUCAUCUCACUAUGGCCAGGACAAGAAUUCUCACAACGUAACUUAGCACAGAUCUAAAACCAAGGCACCUGGAGAGAGGCAGUCUUUAAUUCUUUGCGAUGAUACCGAUGGGGCUUCUGUUAAAGAUGGCUAAUAAUUAUCUAAAAAUGAUUUGCGCAGGUAAAAUCUGCGUCGCAGGCGUUCUCGAGAAUAACUGGUGCAGGUGGUCGAUGCUUUCAUCAGAGAGGCCACCAUAUUCACAGUCUACUAGUCAUACGUAGAAGCCAAUUUCAUCAAUGAUAUGAUGAACAUUAGGAAUGAGAUAGUAGAUUAGUCUGUCAAAUGGGGCUUACGAUAUGUCAUUUAGGAGGUAAUCUCAGAAAUAUACAUAGCUAAUGAAGCAGGCUUGAUAAUUUAAACAGUAAUUUUGAGAGAAUCCAAGAAUCUGACUAAUGAUUGCCUAAGCCAAAUUACCUAGGAGGACUUUAAGUAAAACUUUGAAGAUAGCUAAAAUUCGCUAUAAUUUGGAAAUGAACUAGAUUAAUAUCUGCAUUAAAAUGAUGAUGAUGAUGAUGAAAAUAAUUUCAACCAAGAGAGUGAGGAGAAUGAGUCCGACUACCAAAUUCAGCAAAGCCCUUAAAAAGAGGAAUCGCCAAUCAAAGUAAGCAUAAUGGACGCAUAAUCGGUGAAUCAAUCCCUUGACAUGUCCUUGGCUGUUUAAGAAGAUCUUAAUUGGCAUUUUGAUAUUUAUGAGUAAACUUUCCUUGAGUAAUCUGAACUGCUGAUUAAUGAAAUAGCAAUUGAAGCUGAAUAGUAAUUUGCUGAAGAGUAAAAAUAAUUACUAUUAGAGUAGGAAAGGAUAUAAGCAUAACACAUUGAGGAAUAAAGACUUUUAAAAAAUGAGGAACUAAGACUAUUGCAAAUUGAGGAAUCCAUCCAAAACACUUCUGAUAGUGUAGUUGACAAGCUUAUGAAUUUAAUUGCUACUGAGAUUAUUGGAGAAAAUCUGCUUCAUAAAAUAGAAUAUGACCAUAAUGAGUUAGAAGCAGCAGAUAAAUUAGUAGAGGAGUUGCUGAAUCAUCAUUUUCUAAAUUAAAUAUUAGGAUUGAACUUUGACUAGACUCUUGUCUAAGACGAGUUGGUAACUGAUGUAAUUGAAGUCUAAAUAAAGAAUGAUACUAAGGAGAUUGCCACAGAAACAAUAUAAAGCGAGAUAAAGAUAAGAAAUGAUGUAUAGCUUUUGGAAAGUGAAAUUUAAACUGAGAUAAAAAGCAAGGUAUUUGAGAAUUGCCAAAGAAAUUUAUUAAGAGAAUGCUAUAAGGAAGCGAGAGAGUUUUACAUUGAAAACGAGUAGAAAUUUAUGUAAGAAUUGUGCGAUUAGGUGCUGGAGGAGACUAUUUAUACAGAUCUAGUAGAUAUGGUGAUAAUCGAAGUCGAAAAUGAAGGACUACUAUAAGAUCAAGUGCAGACUUUGAUAGAUGAGCAAACUAAGUAAGUUACAUAGAAAGAGUAUGAGGAAAGCAUUGCUCUUGACCUGCUUAUGUCUAAAAUGAUGGGCGAGAUUAUGAACGAGAUAGUUUAAGAUCAAGUUCAAACUUAAAGCUAUCUAUAAAAAGAACUGCCACUUUAAAUAAACAAUUAGAUUUUAGAAGAAACUAAUGUAAUGUGCUGUAUUGAUGUCGCUGAAGAUUCCAUUAUGGUGUUUUAAUAAGUAGUAAGUUAUGUCAAAGUUGAAACUCUUAUGGUAAAUAGCCUUUUGUCUAAUACACUUGAUGAUGUAAUAAUAAUGGAUGGGAUUUACGACAAAUUAAUUUCUUAACUUAUAAUUAAAGAACUAGCUUUUUAACUUCAAUUAGAAAGAGACUCUUAAAUGCUAGCAAACUCUUUAUUUGAUAACUGCCUUAAUGACUUUACAGAGGGCAAUAUACUUCAUAAUGUAGUCCCAGCUUAAAUCUAGUAUAAUAUGAUUGAUACUAGGAUUCAGUCUGAGUCAGUUCAAGUUUGCAAUUAAACGGUGGCAACUUUGGAAGCAUCAGAUGAUAUUAUGACAGAGUUUACCUAUCAAAUGAUCUUGGAGAUUUUGGUUGAAGGUCAAAAUUAGGAUAAAAAGCUAAUUAAUAAAGAAAAGAGCACCAACAAAGACUUGGAGAGUAAAGCCAUUUCUCUGUAUCAUUAGCAAUUUCUCAAUAGAUUCUUAAAGAAAUGGCUGAGACAUUUGGCUGAUGACUUAAUCUUAAAACUCAUUACUGAAAGUAUUUACAAGCGUAUCAUGUCUAAGAUUAUCAAGAGAAACGUGAUUAACAUCAUUUAAUACUCAGUGGACACCAUAUCAAACCUGGAAGAGGAUACCAUAAGUAUUGCUAAUACUGUCCUUUCUGGAUUCAUUAGAAAUGAAAUAAACCUGAUUAUAUGUUAAGAGAUCAUGCUGACCUAAGAUAGCUUGAUAAUGACUGAAAACUUUAUUAAGGAAUUUAUAACCAACGAAGUUUAGAACAUUUCAAUAAAACAGCUAUAACUUGCUAAUUUACUUGAUGGAAGCAAGCAUAAUGCAAGCACUAGUUCAUUGCACAGGCAUAGAAAAUAAUUUGUCUACAUUGACGAUUCUUAGUAUUAAAGCAACCAGAGUAAUCAAAUGAGAGGCAAUGACUACUUGAUUAAAGUGGACAAUUAGUCUAGUGAUAUGGAAUUGAGAUCUAGCGCCACUUCUUCUGUAAGUGAUGCAGACGUUUUCUCUGAGUAAGAUGAGGGUUCAAGCCAUCAAAACACUAACACACCAAACAGCUAUUAAAUAAUGUCGCCUUCCAAGAAACCAGAUUUCAAUCGCAAUAUUCUAUCAAGCUCCAAAUCAAUCACAGGCUCGGUAACUUCUUCGAUGAACAAAUUCCCUAAGCACUCUGAUACCUUAGAUAGCAAUAAAAAUUACCCUAAUUUCUUUGAGUAGACCAAUCCUCAGUCCAAUUUAAACACCUUUAUGGUGAGUAAUCCUCGCAAAACACACAAGAAUCUCACUUCUAUGAAUCAUUAUCAUGGAAGUACAGCUAAGCAUUAGUCUAAUAAUUAGCAUAAUCGAAGUGGCUCCUCAGAUAUAGAGGUUAAAGCAAUAAGAUUUACGAAGAACCCUUCAACUAGAGGAGGAUAAUCAAGCAAUGUAAACUUUCUAAGCCAUAAUAGAGUAAGCAAAAUAAACUAUUAGAACGAUUAAAAUUAAGCAAAUGAUAGAGAUACAAGUCCUGCAAUCAGAUAUGCACCCUAGGGAACCAUCAAUGACAGAUAUAAAAACACGAAAUCAUCUAAAUAGAAGCAAUUAAAGUCCCAGCUUUCACAGUAAUAGCAAAUGAAGCAAGUAGAGAAGAAAAAUGAGAGCCAACCAGGAAUCUUGAUCAGCCAGGAUGUGGGAGGUAGUAGCAUAGAUCCUUAUACAAGUUCUUAAGAGAGUUUUAUGUCUGCUGUCAAUAGUUUUUCAAAGAUAAAGGGUGGUCUAAGUGCCAAUAAGAAAUCCAAGAAUAACAGCAAUCUGCUGGUUUAGAGAGCUUUUAAUAAGUCAGACAAGCAGUUCUUCAACCACAAUAUUUCAAGCAAUACUAACGCCUAUCAUAAUGCGAGUUAGUAAGUGAAUACAAAUACUCGGUACUAAAAUUCUGGCUCAAAUUAAAAGAAGAAGAGUAAGCUGAGUGUUGGAGGUGGAGUUAUCGGGAAUAAUAGCAGCAAUCGCAGUAGUGCUAAAUAGAACAGAAUGCUUUACAGAAGAUCAUCAGAGGGUAUGACUCCCUAAUUGAAUGAUAUUGAUGAUAAGAUGUGCACAGUUUACUCUGAUGAUGACGAGGAUUUAGUCCAAAAAGGAGAUAGAUCUAUUGAGACUAUUAAAAGUAGGGCUGAUAGAUCAGAUAGCAGGAGUUCAACUCUAUUUUCAGUUGAGAAAAAUAAAAGAAAAGCGUUUAGGAAUAAGUAAUCAGCAUAAAAGAUAGUAGCAGAUGUAUUGGCUUCAUAACCCAAAGAAGGAAUAAAAUUCAUUGAAUCUAAGGUUUAAAGCUCACUGCAGUCUUAGUAAUCUUAAAAAAACUUGGAAGACGUUUAUUACAAAAAGAAUGUGCCAGUAAAGACUAUCUCUGUAGAAGUUUCUAAGAACAGUUCUUAUCAUAACUAAAGUGAUAGUAGCCAGUUCGACUCAACUGUGCAAGAGUCAUACAGAGAGAAAUUCAGUGUCAAUCACUCUAUAAUCGGUCCUGCAGCUAUCUUAGAUUCACACAAAAAAGAUAGUGCUAGAGAGGACACUGAAUUCUACUCUAAACUUAAUGGUGUGAAGUCUUCAGAGAAAAGCUAGAAUACCACUGCGACUGAGAGUCAUAAGAUUAAAAGCAAGUACUAGUAUCUUAAAAGUAAAACUUCAGGCAAGGAAUCAGCUAACGAGUUUGCGAGUCCGUCAAAUAAUUCAAGUGCACUGAACAUUUAAAACUCUAAAAAGAAUGAUCCUAUGAGAAAAGCAUAUUCAAGGCAGUAAACAUUCUCAGAAUACAUACCCUCAUAAUAAAAUAGCUAAACCCAAGCAUUAAGUAACGUACAAAGCAAAAAUGAUUCUUAAUCAUUGGGAAAGUCUGUUGAGAGAGUACCUUAGCAAGAGUCUCUCAUUAAUGCCUCUCUUGAAAAGCUCCUAAUAUCAUUCAAAGCAAAAUACCAAGAAAUAAAGAAGCAGAACUGUCGCAGUGCUCAACUCGCUUCAAUAGAUUUACUAAUAAAAAUGUGUUAGAAAAUCAUAGAUUGUAAUCGAGAUAUUGAUCACUUAUUUGAGAUUGAUUAGCAGUUAAAGGAUAGCUUAAUUAAACUAUCAUCACAGUAGAGACAUUAAUAAGAGAGUUUCUCCGUUAUAUUGCUUACAAAUCAGCUAGCUUUGUUAAAUUACUAGAAACUUAGUUGUUUAGUUGAGAAGAAGUCAGCUCACAGGAAUACUCUCAGCAACAUUUAACCUUUCAGCAAUCAAACUCCAAAGUCAACACCUACAGUAUCCAGUGUCUAAAGUAAGUUAAUCAAAGCAACAGCCAGUCUAAAAACCUAGUAAAACACAACAAGUUUAUCUAAAAUCAUUAAUGGAAGCCAUAAUCAUAGUAGCCAGUAGAAUACAGAUUAAAAUGUAUAUCAUAAUUAAGUGUCUGGAAUGUAGCAUGUUUCUUCACAAGUAAUGCUUGUCUAGCAAAAGAAGUCCAGAGAAGACUUGGCUACAAUGAAACAUACCUUCUCAUGCAAUAGCAAUACAAGUCUGAAUGGCACAGCGCAAGCAACUGUCUCUGCAUAGAGCAAAAAGGUCUCGAAAUAGCAGUAAUAGUAGAUGAUGAUAAAGCACACUAGCAAUUACUUCUCCAAUAAUAGCGAUGGUGGCAACACUAUUUCGCACUAAGCCAAGCAUAACUAUCAGCAAUAAGUUUUACAAUAGUUGCAUUCACAGCAAUAAGUUUAAUAAUAACAAUAGAUAUAGACAUAGAUGAGUUUACCUAACAUUGAUAUCAAGCUGUUCUAGCCAAAAGAUCAGGUGUAUAUUAUGAAGUGCAUCGGUAAAUCAUAUAAUGAAUCAAGCACUAAUAGCUCUACCAAUACGUCUUUGAUGAAAUAAGAGACUUUUGGAGGCAAUACAAAUGGGCUUGCAGGAAGCAUUCAGGUAACAGGCAAUAAUAACAAUGGAAACACUCUUAGUUGCCACGAAUUCCAAAAGCAGUAAUUCUUCCUGAUGACUCUGCAUCAUGUGAUGAGGAAUAAUAAGAAGAGAGAGUCAACUUCAAGUGAUGGUCGCACCAAGUAUCUGAAGAAAGAGGAUCAAUAACAAGCAUUAUAAUAGUAUAUAAGUAUCGAGGAACUAUUCAACAAUGCCAAGGUAAGAUUUUGA